Molecule: messenger RNA, 2944 nt
Organism: Lutzomyia longipalpis
Lineage: Eukaryota; Metazoa; Arthropoda; Insecta; Diptera; Psychodidae
Gene: Itgbn
Product: integrin beta-nu
Exons: 3
Coding region: 37-2472 (811 amino acids)
Biological process (GO): cell adhesion mediated by integrin; integrin-mediated signaling pathway; cell-matrix adhesion
Cellular component (GO): cell surface; integrin complex; focal adhesion
Molecular function (GO): integrin binding
Source: RefSeq, a predicted model, not a curated record
UAUCGUGGGACUUGAGUGAUAAAACAUCCGAAAAAAAUGAAAUUUCUUCUAAUUCUCUGCAUUUUCCUAAUUUUCAUUGAAUUUUCCUUUGGCGGUAGUUCCAUUUGUGUCUCCCAAAAUGAUUGUAAUGGUUGCCUCUAUGCAGAUGUAUCCUGUUCGUGGUGUAGAGAUCGCAAUUAUGAUAUGCGCAAGGUGCGGUGUAUGAUAAAAAGUGAUCUAAUUGCAUCGGGAUGUCGUGAGGAAUUCAUUCUGUCCAAUGGGGAAAAUGAAGUGAAUUACAUAAAGAAUGACGAUCACGUUGAUUUUACAAAAUCCAACCCUGAUGCUAUCCAAAUUCAGCCGCAACAUAUCAAAUUGAAAUUGCAAAAGCAGCGCACUCAAACGAUUAAAAUGACUUACAAGCCAGCACUGAAUUAUCCACUGGACUUAUACUACUUGAUGGACUUGACUGUAUCCAUGCGUGAUGAUAAGGAUACGCUCGUUAGUAUGGGAGGAAGCUUAGCGAAAGCUCUCUACGAAUUAACGCAAAACUACAGGCUAGGAUUUGGGAGUUUUGCCGAUAAACCCAAAAUGCCAUUUGUCUUUCCCAAUGAGAAGUAUACGGAGAAUCCUUGUGCCCCAGAGAAGGACGUAUGUGAACCACUCUACGGGUUUCGACAUCGUCUCAAUUUCACGACAAAUAUUGAGAGUUUUGUGCAGAAGGUCAAUUCAAGUGAUGUCACCGGCAACGUGGACAAUCUCGAAGGUGGUCUCGAUGCACUCAUGCAGAUUUUAGUUUGUGGCGAGAAAAUUGGAUGGCAAGAGCGGGCGAGGAAAAUUAUUGUCUUUGCAUCUGAUGGACAAAUGCAUUUUGCCGGUGAUGGCUUGUUGGCGGGAAUUGUGGAGAAGCACGAUAAAUUGUGCCAUUUAAGCGACGAUGGAGAAUACUUGGCAUCCACGCAAAUUGACUACCCUUCACUCGAGGAGAUCUACAGAACGCUCAUGAAGGAGAAGGUUAGCGUGAUAUUUGCAGUGACACGAGAUGUCCAUAGUCAUUAUGAUCAGAUUCACAAUCUCCUGCAUGGGAUGUCCAGCGUUGGUACACUGAUGAUGGAUUCAUCAAAUAUUUUGGAGCUUGUAGGGAAUGGAUACAAGGAAUUUGUGAAGCAAGUAGAAUUCUUCGACAAUGCUCCACCGUAUAUUCGUGUGGAUUACGAGACUACCUGCGGUGGCUACUACAAAUACCCAAAAGCACAGAGACGAUGCGACAAUGUAGAAACCAAUAAAAUGUAUGAAUUUUACAUCAAUAUCACUUUACUUGAUGAGCCAAAGGAUGGUAGGACGAAGGAUACCAUUCGGAUUGAAGAGUCCCACAUCACGGAUGAAUCCUUAGUGCUGGAUAUUGAGAUUGAGGAUGUUUGCGAGUGUCUUACGGAAGAGAUUGGUGAACCUAAUAGCCCGUUGUGCAAUAUGAAAGGAGAGAUGAAAUGUGGCAUGUGCAUCUGUGAAGCAGGAUGGGCUGGUUCACAAUGUGAUUGUGAGCUAUCCAAUUUCGACAGCUACAAAGCCUUAGAGAACAACUGUCGAAUACCAAUAAGAGAUUCUAGGACUAAUGAGACAUCCUACGGAGCUAUAUGCUCAGAUAAUGGGCAAUGCAUAUGCGGAGAAUGCUACUGCAAUGCUGGAAUAGAUGGAAAGUAUUGUGAUUGCCAAGCUUGUCCACUAAAUAGAGGCAAAGAGUGCUCAGAUCAUGGUACUUGUGACUGCGGAGUAUGCAAAUGCUUUGCCGAAUACAGCGGAGAUAAAUGUCAAUGCCCAUCAAAUUCUGUCUGCAAUGCCCCAAACACAGGUAUUGAGUGCUCGGGCAAAGGUAAAUGUGAUUGCGGUCGAUGUGUCUGUAAUCCAGGAUCAAUGGGAAAAUUCUGCGAAGGUGAAAGUCCCGAAGAAUCAUCUCUCUGUUUAUUCUACGAAGAAUGCGUGCUAUGCCUUAUAAAUCGCAGACAAGGAGAAAUUUGUAAUAAUGUCAAAGAUCUCUGCUCGUCCCAAGAUGGUCGAGAGUAUCACAAUGAAUUUGUUCAGACAUCCCCAGAUAAUGAGAUUCGAUGCGUUGUGACGACAAAAGAAAAAUCAAAUCCAAAUGUAACAUGUCGACAUGAAUUUGCCUACGACAAUACCAUUGAUGGUGAAACAUUUUUACAAAUCUAUAUGAAAAAUUGCAAACCCGUAAAUACGGCCUAUUUAUCCGUAAUGGUAGCUCUUGCGACAAUUGUUGCUGGGUUAUUGGGAAUAAUUGCGUAUAAAUGCCACAAUAUAAUGCAAGAUCGCAGAGAAUGGGCUAAAUUUGAGGAAGAACGCCAACAAACUGAAUAUCAUGAAUUAAAUCGAAUUUACAAAAAUCCAAUAACUAAAUUUGAAGUUCCGGAUGAAUAUAGACAAUCUAUUCCUGAUCCUUCUUUUGAAGUAUUGGACUCACCAACGAGGACAAGCCUUUAAAUAAAAUGGAAAAAUUAUUGGCACAAAGCAAAAUAUCAAUUUCCGUAUCAUUCUAAUUUUUUUGAAUAGUUUUUUUUAAAAUAUUCUUUCAAAUUUAUUAUUUCAUUUCUUUGAAUUUUCAUACAAUUAUGUAUUUUCAUUAAAUCAAAAAGACGUACAAAAAGGUACAAGAAUACUUAAUACAUAUUAAAAAUUAUAUUAAAUUAAGUUUAUUCUAAAAUUAUCUUUUUUUUUGGUAAUUUUCACGUUUAAAAGAUGAUCUAAAUCUUAAAAUUAUGUAUACUUAAUUUUGAGCUUUUGCAUUACAUAUGUCCUAUCCAAUUAAGUGAAGAUCGCGAAGUUCACACCACAGAAAACAAAUAUUAAUUUGUGGCUUAGAAAAUAUUUUAAAGAUAUAGUUUCAUUUCUUUGUACCAGAAACUCUCUAGACAAAAAGAUUUUAUAAUGUUAAUAAAUUUUUUUAACUUGAAAA